Onychomys torridus (southern grasshopper mouse) is the source of this 3036-nucleotide messenger RNA. RefSeq names its product forkhead box P2 (gene Foxp2). Gene Ontology annotation, biological process: regulation of transcription by RNA polymerase II. The coding region runs from base 594 to 2810 and encodes 738 amino acids. The transcript has 20 exons. The record is from RefSeq and is a predicted model, not a curated record. Gene Ontology annotation, cellular component: nucleus. Lineage: Eukaryota; Metazoa; Chordata; Mammalia; Rodentia; Cricetidae. Gene Ontology annotation, molecular function: RNA polymerase II cis-regulatory region sequence-specific DNA binding; DNA-binding transcription repressor activity, RNA polymerase II-specific.
CACACAUACACAUACAGAGAUCCGGGUUGGGGGGGAGCUGCAGCGCGAGACAGCGCGAGCCUCCGAGAAAGCGCGAGACACGCCGGCGCGUGCAGCUCCCCGGACGCAGCUUCGUCCCGGCCGGAGCCCGGCGCCACCCGCAGUUGGCCCGCUAGCGCCGGCCCAGGGCAUUUAUGCGGCGGCCGCGUCCUCCCGCCGCAGCUUCCUCGAGCCCACCUACCCCUGGCGUCCCCCCAACUCGCAGCCGCGGCUGCUGGGACUCGAGCGUGGGUGUGUUGUUCGGGGGCUUCUGCCUGGGCGCGCUGCGGGUGCCACCUCCCGGGACUCUGCCCUCGGGGUCCCUGGUCGCGAUCAAACAAAUAAGAGACAUCUGUUGAAGUUUGAUCCCCCCCUACUCUGCAAAUAGAAGAAUAUUCUGGAGAAAGAAGGAUUGCAAGCACAAAGAAUAAGACUACAACAUCCAGAGGGAGGGCUAAAGUUCACCCCACACUCGGCUCUUCUAAUGUGAUGCUGGGACUGAAUGUAUGUAGGAUUCCAUUCCGAGGUUGACUUAAAAGGUGCAUCGAAGAUUGAGAACAGACAGGUAUUAAGUCAUGAUGCAGGAGUCCGCGACUGAGACAAUAAGCAACACUUCAAUGAAUCAAAAUGGAAUGAGCACUCUAGGCAGCCAAUUAGAUGCUGGCAGCAGAGAUGGGAGAUCAAGUGGAGACACCAGCUCUGAAGUAAGCACAGUGGAGCUGCUGCAUCUGCAACAACAGCAGCAGGCUCUCCAGGCAGCAAGACAACUUCUGUUACAGCAGCAAACAAGUGGGUUGAAAUCUCCUAAGAGCAGCGACAAACAGAGGCCAUUGCAGGUGCCUGUGUCAGUGGCCAUGAUGACGCCCCAGGUGAUCACCCCUCAGCAGAUGCAGCAGAUUCUUCAGCAGCAGGUCCUGUCUCCCCAGCAGCUCCAAGCCCUCCUGCAGCAGCAGCAAGCAGUGAUGCUGCAGCAGGAUUGUUUGGAUUCUGGAUUGGAAAUUUUCAGAGCUGCCUUGGGAAAAAAAUCAAAAUGGUUUAUUCAGCAACAACUACAAGAGUUUUACAAGAAACAGCAAGAGCAGUUACAUCUUCAGCUUUUGCAGCAGCAGCAACAGCAGCAGCAGCAACAGCAGCAGCAGCAGCAGCAGCAACAACAGCAGCAGCAACAGCAGCAGCAUCAACAGCAGCAGCAGCAUCAACAGCAGCAGCAUCCUGGAAAGCAAGCGAAAGAGCAGCAACAGCAGCAGCAGCAACAACAACAGCAGCAGCAGUUGGCGGCCCAGCAGCUUGUCUUCCAGCAGCAGCUUCUCCAAAUGCAGCAACUGCAACAGCAGCAACAUCUGCUCAGCCUUCAGCGUCAGGGCCUCAUCUCCAUCCCACCAGGCCAAGCCGCCCUUCCUGUCCAGUCGCUGCCUCAAGCUGGCCUAAGUCCUGCUGAGAUUCAGCAGCUAUGGAAAGAGGUGACUGGAGUCCACAGUAUGGAAGACAAUGGCAUUAAGCAUGGAGGGCUAGACCUCACAACUAACAAUUCCUCCUCGACUACCUCCUCCACCACUUCCAAAGCAUCACCACCAAUACCACAUCAUUCCAUUGUGAAUGGACAGUCUUCGGUUCUCAAUGCAAGGCGGGACAGCUCGUCACACGAGGAGACUGGGGCCUCCCACACUCUCUACGGCCAUGGAGUUUGCAAGUGGCCAGGCUGUGAAAGCAUAUGUGAAGAUUUUGGACAGUUUUUGAAGCACCUGAACAAUGAGCAUGCAUUGGAUGACCGGAGCACUGCCCAGUGCCGGGUGCAAAUGCAGGUGGUGCAGCAGUUAGAAAUACAGCUUUCUAAAGAACGCGAACGUCUUCAAGCGAUGAUGACCCACUUGCACAUGCGACCCUCAGAGCCCAAACCAUCUCCCAAACCUCUAAAUCUGGUGUCUAGUGUCACCAUGUCGAAGAACAUGUUGGAGACAUCCCCACAGAGCUUACCUCAAACCCCUACCACACCAACGGCCCCAGUCACCCCGAUUACCCAGGGACCCUCAGUAAUCACCCCAGCCAGUGUGCCCAAUGUGGGAGCCAUAAGAAGGCGACAUUCAGACAAAUACAACAUCCCCAUGUCAUCAGAGAUUGCCCCAAACUACGAAUUUUAUAAAAAUGCUGAUGUUAGACCUCCAUUUACUUAUGCAACUCUCAUAAGGCAGGCUAUCAUGGAGUCAUCUGACAGGCAGUUAACGCUUAAUGAAAUUUACAGCUGGUUUACACGGACAUUCGCUUACUUCCGGCGGAAUGCUGCGACUUGGAAGAAUGCAGUACGUCAUAAUCUUAGCCUGCACAAAUGUUUUGUUCGAGUAGAAAAUGUUAAAGGAGCAGUGUGGACUGUGGAUGAAGUGGAAUACCAGAAGCGAAGGUCACAAAAGAUAACAGGAAGUCCAACUUUAGUAAAAAAUAUCCCUACAAGUUUGGGCUAUGGGGCAGCUCUCAAUGCCAGUCUGCAGGCUGCCUUGGCAGAGAGCAGUUUGCCUUUGCUAAGUAACCCUGGACUGAUCAAUAACGCCUCCAGUGGCCUCCUGCAAGCCGUCCACGAAGACCUCAAUGGUUCCCUGGACCACAUCGACAGCAACGGGAACAGCAGUCCGGGCUGCUCGCCUCAGCCACACAUACAUUCGAUCCAUGUCAAGGAAGAACCUGUGAUUGCAGAGGAUGAAGACUGUCCAAUGUCUUUAGUGACAACAGCCAAUCACAGUCCAGAGUUAGAAGAUGACAGAGAGAUUGAGGAAGAGCCUUUAUCUGAAGAUCUGGAAUGAGAAUGAACUUGAGACACCUCAGUGUGAAGGGACAUAUCUCUGGCCUUCAUAACCACUCCACAACCAUGAAUAUUUGGCAAAUUUUUACUGUGACUAUUUAUUACGCAUGGAUAAAGGAGACAGCCCUAAAGGAACUUACUAAGCCAGCCCUUUGGGAUUCAGAACCAACAGGCAAAUUGCUUGUUUUCUUCUCUCUCUGUCUUUAUUGUUUAUUUCUUUUUCUUAC